UACACAUAUCUUUCAAAAGGCAAAUGCUUAGAAUGAGAGUGAUGAAGAAACAUUUUCAAUUAGCUCUACUGUUUUGCCUUCUCUGCUUGCAACUUGCUGGCUUUUGCAAUUGUGGUGGUGGUUCCAUUUGCAGAGAAGUAGAAAGGAAGGCACUUGUUGAUUUCAAAAAUGGCCUUGAAGAUCCCAAUGGACGUCUCUCUUCUUGGAUUGGCUCGGACUGUUGCUCUUGGACCGGCGUGCAUUGCCACAACUACACUGGGCAUGUUAUAAGGCUUGAUCUCCGAUACAAUGACGGCAUUGGGUACUUGGGAGGUGAGAUCCGGCCUUCUUUGCUUGUUUUGAAUCACUUAAGAUAUUUGGAUCUUAGUGAUAACUUAUUUAAAUAUAUUAGAAUUCCAACUUUCUUGGGUUCACUGGCAAGUCUUCAAUAUCUUAACCUUUCUCUUAAUGGCUUCAUUGGGCGUGUCCCACACCAACUUGGUAAUCUGUCUCGCUUGCAGUACCUUGAUCUUUCAUAUAAUCUUGAUAUUGUUGGAAGCUUUACUCUUGAUAUGGUUGGAAGCCAUUGGCUCACAAAUCUUUCUUCUCUUCAAUGUUUGAAUUUGACUGGUGUGAAUCUUUCCGAGGCAAAAAAUGUGCUCAAAUCACUGAACACCCUUCCUUUGAUAUCUGAGAUAAACUUUUAUGAUUGUGAGCUUCACAUCCCUCUUUCACUUGGUGUUGAAAUUAACUUUACAAAUCUUCGAUUCCUUGAUCUUUCCACCAAUGGCAUUAACUCUACCAUGCCUCUAUGGUUGUUCAAGUUGAGUGGCCUUGAGUAUCUUAAUCUUGCAGGUAAUAAUUUUCAAGACCUUAUCCCUUUUGAUAUUGGGGAACUUACUUCUCUUAGGGUCCUUGGUCUCGCAUAUAAUGGAGUCCUAAGUGUUGGACUGCCAACUACUUUGGGUAAACUCUGUAACUUGAGCAAACUGUAUCUCUCCGGGAAUGAAUAUUUAGCUGGUGAUCUAAAUAGAUUGGGAGAAAUUUUUUCUGGUUGCUUGGAAAACAGUUUAGAGGAGUUGUAUUGGAGUGAAGCAGCACUCAGUGGGCCAUUGCCAAGUUGGUUGGGGAACCUUAAGUCUCUUAAGGCUCUUGACCUUUCUGACAACUCCUUUUAUGGCUCACUUCUUCCACUCCGAUUACCAUCUUUGCAGGCCUUGUAUCUUUAUUCUAAUAAUUUCAAUGGAACUAUUCCAAAAUAUUUGGGACAAUUAUUACCAGAGUUGGACACGUUGGAACUUUCUUAUAAUAAUAUAGCAGUGAGACCCGAUUGGGUUCAUCCACCUAAACUAAAACAUUUGUAUAUGAAAGCUUGCAAAUUGGGCCCGAGAUUUCCAUCAUGGCUUCAGAAUUUGAAAAAUUUGUCUUCACUUGAAAUGACAAAUGCAAGUAUUGUUGAUACAUUGCCACUAUGGUUUUGGAACUUCUCUUUGGAUAUUGAAGCCAUCUAUCUAUCACACAAUGAAAUCAAAGGCAAUCUACCAGAAGUUUCGUCAAAAGUACCCAAUCUUCAAUUUUUAGAUUUAAGUCAUAAUUAUUUGGAAGGACAGUUGCCACAAUUUUCAUCAAAUCUAGUAGAUUUUGAUCAGGCGCAUGGCUUAAUCUCAAGGUCCACUUUCACUAAUACAAGCAUUAUAGUGCCAAGAUUAUCUCAGUUGUAUAUUUCUUCAAACAAAUUAACAGGAAGUAUCCCGAGCUCAUUAUGUGAAUUAAAUUAUUUGCAAGUCCUUGACCUCUCAAAGAAUAUGAUUGAAGGAGUUGUUCCUGAUUGCUGGAACCAUUCUUUGAUGGUAAUGGAUUUGUCUUAUAACAAUCUACAUGGAAUAAUUCCCGCAUCUAUCUUCUCCACAAUUUUGUUAGUUUUGCAUUUGAGCAAUAAUGAAUUUUUUGGAGAGCUCCCAUUAUCCUUUAAAAAUUGUACAUCAUUGAAAACUUUGGAUCUUGAAAAUAAUAAAAUUAGUGGAAGUAUACCAGCAUGGCUUGGAGAAAAGUUGCAGGCGCUAGAGACACUUGAGCUUCGAUAUAAUAUGCUUACUGGAACUAUUCCUCCACAAUUGGGAAACCUCACACAUCUUCAUCUUAUUGAUGUUUCAAAUAACCAUCUAUCAGGUGCCAUACCACAUAGUUUUGGCAACUUCAGUGCCAUGAAAACUAAUCUUGAAAGUGGUUGGUCAAACAUAUAUAAUUAUGUGAACAAUAUUGACAUAAAUAUGAAAGGAAGAGAAUUUGAGUUGGAAGGGAGAAUACCAUCAUUAUUUAUUUGCAUUGACCUCUCAAAUAAUAUGUUAUCAGGAGAGAUACCAGAAGAAUUAGCGCACCUUUCAUUUCUGCAGAGCUUGAAUUUAUCCAGAAAUCAUUUAUCAGGACAACUUUCAGAAAAAAUUGGAGAGCUCAGGUGGUUGGAAGUUCUUGAUUUAUCAGUGAAUAAUCUUUCAGGUGUUAUUCCUCCAACAAUGACCAACUUAACUUCAUUGAAUCAUCUGAAUUUAUCGUACAACAAUUUCUAUGGUGAAAUUCCAUACGGUGGUCAAUUUCAAGUACUUCUAGAUCCAUCUAUUUAUUUUGGCAACCGAGGCCUAUGUGGUGUUCCAUUAAAUACAAAGUGUGAGAUUGAAGCACCAGCGCAACCACCCGGGUUGCCAAACAAUGAAGAUGACAACAACUUGGAGGCCAUAUGGUUUUAUUUGAGCAUGUCUUUGGGAUUCAUAUUUGGGUUUUGGGCAAUUUCUGGUGCAUUGAUACUGAAAAAGAGCUGGAGGUAUGCUUAUUUUCGAUUUGUAGAUCUUAUUUAUGACAAGAUCUAUGUUCUUGUUGCUGUAAAUCUAAAAAAAAUGAAGAGAAAAUGUGGUCUUGCCAGUGAAUAGUGCUACCUUGUCUUCUUGGAGGCCAAAAUAAAGGAUUACAAUCCAUAUAUGUGGAACACGAGCAGUAAUUGGGGGUACGAUCUUAUUUAGAGUUUUACAUUUUACUGCCUACUUGUAUUAAUUAUAUGCAUAAACUGUCAUGAAAAAUCUUUUGAGAAUGUAAUUUUAAUUUGUUAUGAAAUUUUAUCUGGUGUAUACAUUUACUCUCUUAUGGUAACGUUAUUAUUGUCUUUAGUUUUAAUAAAGGAUAUUAUAUGUAAGUUGAGCAUAUCAAUGUGCUUGAUCUUCCUGUGUUAGUGGAAGUUCUCAGUGAGUAUAUACUUGACAAAGCUUCUCAAAAGACAAAACAGAAGUGAUCCUGGUUCUUCAAUUCUUCUACUAGUUUCUAUGUUUUCUGGAAGUUCACUACAAUUUUUCUCAAAUAGCUCAUCAUCAAAACUACUAGAGAUGUGUCCCAUGUGGUUCUAUAAGUUACCUUUUCUAAAAGAAUGGCAAUUUGAGCGAGCUAGCAGUUUCCUGCAAUAUAUAUGAUCUUCAUGCCAACAAUGUAAUUCAGUACAAAGUGCUGCCAUACAUUUCGGUUAAUGGCGUACUGAAAGAGAACAACCAUAUAUCAACCAUGAUUUUACAAGGGAGAUACAUCUAUCUAUAUAUCUAUUGUUCUGCCUCUUAAUUAACAUGCAUCAAAGCAUGCACAGAACCCCAUAUAUUUACAUGAAUGUAGCAAUUACAAAAAGGAUCCUUCGUUUGAAUGCAUUUGGGUUGAGGAUAAUGAACCUAAACACAAAGCUUGCCUCCAUUGUUGUUGUGGCAUUUUCACACUUCUCUGGGGAAUGAAGCACUCCACUAAUUGUCCAAGUGGUAUAAGAAGUUUGUUAAUUAGGACGUGCUUUUUUAUUAUCUGUGCCUUAAAUGUUUACUACGAUAAUUUUUUGACAAGAUGAUUGAUUGAUGGUUAACAAGCAAGAUUUGUGCAUUUUGAUUUCAUCCUGUUUUUUUUUUUUAAAAGGAAAUCAGCCCACUGUGCUCUGGUCCACCACCACCGGUGAGCUCCUCGGCAUGUUGGCCAAAAUGUAAAUAAUUUUUAGGACCAAAGCUCUUCUGCAGAAAUAAAUCCCAAUAACUUUGGUAAAAUUUGGUAAUAUUUGACUGACAGUGUACACACUAAAAUUUUUGGUUUUCUUUUAUGAGAUGCUGAGAUUGAGUUGAGUGAGUGAGUGAGAAAAUGGUGAAGCUGCAGGUCUACACCGAUCUGGUGUCGCAGCCAUCAUGAGCAAUCUUAAUUUUUUGCAAGUAAUUCUCAAUCUGUAACAAUAUUAUAGUCUCAAUUUCCUCUUUCUUUGUCUUCUUUGUCAAUUUUCUGUUGAUAAUUCUGGGAAAAAAAAUAUAUUUCUCAUAUUUGUUUGUUUGUGCUCAUAUCUGCUUAUUUUUCUUCAAAUAUAUAUUCUCUUUUUAGGGUGAAUAGGAUUGAUUUUGAGGAGGUGAGCGUAGAUCUCUCCAAGGGCGAUCAUUGAAAUGCCCAAUUCCAAGUAAAAUGUAGAUUGCUGUUUGUGCACUGCUUUUGCAGAAAUAAAUCCAAUGAGACCAGUUCCAGCAAUUGUUGAUGAAAGGUUUAAUCUGUUUGAGAGGUGUGGCUUUAUGUAUGAAAAUUGCUCGAGUUUUCCAGUAAAACAAGCAAGAAACAAAGAUGGUGAAUGCCUUUGAUUAACCUGCAAAUUGGAGUGCACAGCUAAAGAGAGACAUCUAUUGGAGUAUUCUUGUUGGUUCACUUAGUACAAAGGAUGAUCUUUUUUUUUUCAAUAUGAUCUAUGUAAAACAACUAAUUACUUACAAUCUGUGCAUGUAUUUCUUUUCCUUGUGUGCGGCUUCAUGAUAAAUAUCAUGUUUUACUUUUUUAAAUAUUAUGGCAGUCUCUGAUGUCUUUAAGCGCUUAUAAGAUUCUCUAUAUUGAUUUGCAG
Messenger RNA from Dioscorea cayenensis subsp. rotundata (Guinea yam), 4861 nucleotides. RefSeq names its product receptor-like protein EIX2. The record is from RefSeq and is a predicted model, not a curated record. Bases 24 to 2903 code for a protein of 959 amino acids. The transcript is spliced from 4 exons. Lineage: Eukaryota; Viridiplantae; Streptophyta; Magnoliopsida; Dioscoreales; Dioscoreaceae. Gene Ontology annotation, molecular function: protein binding.